Messenger RNA from Pseudomyrmex gracilis, 1233 nucleotides. Its product is annotated as odorant receptor 4-like. Lineage: Eukaryota; Metazoa; Arthropoda; Insecta; Hymenoptera; Formicidae. The record is from RefSeq and is a predicted model, not a curated record. Gene Ontology annotation, biological process: detection of chemical stimulus involved in sensory perception of smell; sensory perception of smell. The transcript is spliced from 5 exons. The coding region runs from base 1 to 1233 and encodes 410 amino acids. Gene Ontology annotation, cellular component: plasma membrane. Gene Ontology annotation, molecular function: olfactory receptor activity; odorant binding.
AUGUUCGAUCGAUUCCAACUUCCGAAACGGAAACCCGUCGUAAAUGUUCAUUAUGAAGGGGAUACACGCUAUACCAUGCAGUAUUGCCGAUGGGUCCUGAAACCAAUCGGCAUCUGGCACCUGGUCUGCGGUCAUCCGUCGCGAAGAGAAAAACUCAUCUCCGUAGCGUUAAUCCUCACGUGCUUCUUCUUGCUGUGUUUUGUCCUGAUACCUUCCGGUUUGUACACUGUGCUUCGCGAGAAGAACAUCAACGUCAGAGUCAAGCUCUUCGGUCCGAUUGGCUUCUGCCUGACUUCCACGAUUAAAUAUUGCUAUCUCGGAUUGCGAAGCGCGUCGUUUGGUCGAUGCAUCGAGCAGGUCGAGAACGACUGGCGGGUUGUGCGCGAUCAGGAUCACCGCGUGAUCAUGCAGAGGAACGCGCAGGUGGGCCGUCGGCUCACCGUGAUCUGCGCGGUCUUCCUUUACACCGGCGGUCUGUCGUAUCACACGAUCAUGCCGUUAUCUUCCAGACAGACAAUCGACGGAAACGUCACCAUCAGAAGGCUCACCUAUCCCGGAUAUGACUUAUUCUUCGAUCCCGAAGCCAGCCCCGCUUACGAGAUCGUAUUCUGCGUUCAUUGUGUGUUCGCGCUGAUCACGUACAACAUCACGACAUCGGCGUGUAGUCUGGCAGCGAUCUUUGUGUGUCACGCCUGCGGACAACUCAAGAUACUGAUGACACUGAUGGACGAUUUGAUCGAGGGAACCAGAAACAAGGGCACCACCGUGGAGACGCGUUUACGUACAAUAGCGCAACAUCACGUGCGAGUGCUCAGAUUUUCGACGAGCGUAGACGAAGUGUUGCGCGAAAUAUGCUUGAUGGAAGUAGUAGCCUCCACCUUGAUCAUUUGUUUGCUUGAGUACUACGUUAUGACGGAAUGGGAGAAUAGCAACGCCGUGGCGAUCUUGACGUACUUCAUUUUGUUGAUAUCCUUCACUUUCAAUAUUUUAAUAUUUUGUUACAUCGGUGAACUUCUCGCGGAACAGUACAACAAAAUUGGCUCAGCCGUCUAUGACAUCAAAUGGUACAAUUUAUCCGGAAACAAAGCUCUCGCUCUCGUGCUGAUCAUCACGAUGUCUCAUUAUCCGCCUAAACUUACAGCUGGCAAAUUCGUCGAUUUAUCCGUUCAUACCUUCGGCGUUGUACUCAAAUCGUCCGUAAUGUAUUUAAAUUUGCUUCGAACCGUUACUUAA